UUUCGUGUUCGCUUGGGUAGUUGAUGGCUGGUAGUUGUGCUGCGGUUACUAUGUUUUUAGUCGGUCGUGGCGCAAUGGCGAGUGUUUCUCUGUGAUCGGAAUUCGGAUCGUCGCGCGAGUGACCAAUGACGAACAAUAAUUGUGAUGGGUGCAAGGCGAAAUGAAAUUAGUGCCGUUCUGGGCAGGCAGGGCUUGGCGGCCGUCAUCGACAACGCUUUUCUCUGCCUGCAAGUGAUGUUUAGUGGUUCCCGAUGGCGAACAGUUUUAGGGAAAUGGAAUCUUCCGCGACUUGUUUACGAAGCGGUCCCGCUGCGAGCUGAUAAGUUGUCGCUGCGGACACUGGGCCUUGUGUUGCUGGCGCUAACCCUGGAGCCUGCGGAAGCCGCCCACUCCACGUUCGCUGAUAAUGCAUUUACGACUGGUCAUCCCAAAAAUGAGUUUUCACAACAUUUUAUCAUUAAACCUGAAAUUUAUCAUGGAAGGCAUAAACGGGCGAUACGCAAUACAUUGGAAGAGGCAGGUUCUCAUGCGUCCCAUAUUUCACUAUCAUACAUUCAUGAUGGUGAACGCAUAAUUGCAGAUUUGAAACUUAAUGAGGAGCUUAUUCCUCAAGGGCAUUUUUUACGCUACCAAAAUGGAACUGGUGGAAAUGCUUUGAAAACUUUUAAUAAGACUGAUAUUAACCUUUGCCAUUACCAAGGUGCUAUUAGAGGUAAGGCUAACUCACGUGUUGCCAUUUCUACCUGCAAUGGAAUAAAUGGACUUGUGUACGAUGGCACUGAAUCCUAUUACAUUUAUUCCGAUUCCGAGGGAGAAUUGCAAAGUGAUCAUUAUUUGUUCAGAAAUUCAGAUAUGCUUUAUAACGCAACUUGUGGUGUACAUUCAGAUCAUGAACAUGAACGUGAAGAUUUUUUUAUCGGUCAAGCAGCAAACAGGAUUCUUCGUUACAAAAGAUCGAAAGAAGAGAAUAUCAUCCGAGGUCCAUACAAUGCUAAUCGACAUUCAUCAUUUGUUGAACUUGUUAUAGUUGUUGAUAAUAAAGUUUACAAAGGCUUAGGAGAGAAUAUGAAAAAGGUCCACAAUCACUGCAAAGAUAUCGCCAAUAUAGUGAACGCUCUCUAUGUCCCACUUAAUAUAUUUGUCGCGUUGGUUGGUGUGGUUGUUUGGAAUGAAUCAAACGAAAUCGAAUUGUCUAGCGAUGGAGAUGAUACACUGAAAAAAUUUUUACAUUACCGAAGGAAUUCUUUAUUGUCUUAUCCAAAUGACAAUGCCCAGUUAUUGACGAAAGAACAGUUUGAAGGUGGAGUUGUAGGUAAGGCGUUAAAGGGUCCAAUUUGUACUUAUGAGUACUCCGGCGGCGUAUCUAUGGAGCACAGUCAACUCGUAGCUGUCGUGGCCACAACGGUUGCCCACGAAAUGGGACACAAUUUUGGAAUGGAGCACGAUUCCACCGAAUGUAAAUGUGUGGAAGAGAAAUGUAUCAUGUCAGCAUCAAGUACCUCCUUAGUUCCUCGCCAUUGGAGUUCAUGUAGUAUAGAUCAAUUGAAUGUAGCUUUUUCUCAUGGUAUGAAUUACUGCCUACGAAAUAAGCCGACAAAACUCUUUGAAUCUCCACAAUGUGGAAAUGGUUUCGUGGAACCCGGUGAACAGUGUGAUUGUGGUCUACCAGAAUUUUGCGAAAAUAGCUGCUGUGAUCCAGGUACGUGCAUGCUUCAUGCAAACGCGUCAUGCGCUACGGGCGAAUGUUGCGAUUUAACAACGUGUCGGCCAAAAAAUCCUGGAACAGAGUGUCGAUCGGCUGAUGAAGAAUGCGACUUACCCGAGUAUUGCACAGGAGAGUCUGAGUUCUGCCCGCCGGAUAUUUAUAAGCGUGAUACUGAAGUUUGUGAUAAUGGAAAUGCAUACUGCUAUAGAGGCUCAUGCAGGUCACGGGCCAAUCAAUGCAAAAUUUUGUGGGGACCAUCAGGAGACUCAUCUGAUCACUGUUACGAAAAGAACGUCGACGGCAACCGGCAUGGGAACUGUGGUUACGAUCGCUUGAAAAAUGAGUAUAUUCCUUGUGCAGCAGCGGAUGUGCACUGUGGAAUGUUGCAUUGUAAACAUCUGAAUGAACGCUUGGAAUUUGGCAUGGAGUCAGUUGCUAUAUUAUCACACAGCUUCAUGAGUCAUGGAGGAACCAUCAUACCAUGUAGAACUGCUAUUGUAGAUUUAGGCCUCCAAUCACCUGAUCCGGGGCUAGCACCGAACGGAUCAAAGUGUGGAUUGAAUAAAAUGUGUGUUGAUCAAAAAUGUGUGGGAAUAGAAGCUUUGCAUCUUAAAGGAAUUGGUCCGAAAUGCCCGAAUGAUUGCAACGGACAAGGAGUGUGUAACAGUGAGGGUCACUGCCAUUGUAACGUUGGUUUCGCGCCUCCAGAUUGCUCGAAUCCCGGACAAGGAGGUUCCAUCGAUAGUGGGCCGGCAAGCAAUCCAAAUGGUCGAAUCGGAUUUACACGUGCUAUGUACAUAUUUUUCCUAGGCAUCGUACCGUGCAUAGCUAUCAUAUCAUUUCUUACUUACUAUUGGAAACAGAACCACCCGUUGCAGUUUCGUAAACCUUCGAAUGUUACUAAGGUUACUUUGAAGACAAGCCCUACAUCGCAAAGAAUGCCGCCAUCUAAUCCAAGUACGGAUGAUAUGAACUCAGCACUACUUAAAUCACCGACUGACGACAAUGCUUUCUUGCAUAAUUCCAUGUUCGGUAAAUUCAAAGGGUUCACUCUCAAACCGUUACCAAACUCGACAAAUAUUUCAAACAACACUGGUGCGAAAGUAGCUCUGGUGCAUCCAGUGGCAAAACCACCGGAUCCCUCGAAACAAGCCGGUUCUGUGCCUUUCCGCGCCGCACCACCUGUACCAAAGCGGCCGCCUUCAAGUGUGGAAAGAAAUGAUAAUGAAAAUACUGAUCCCAAUGUGAAUUCGAUGAAAGCACCAGCCCUUCCGCCGCCAAAUGCAGGUUUUAACACUGCUCGUCCAUUAAUUUCAGACCCCGUUCUGAAGGCGUCCACAUGCACUGCAAAAGAGUUGGAAUCUGUGAAGCAAAUUCCUAACAAUGACAAUACGUCCCAAAUGAUAAUUCCGAAGCCUCCGCCACAGGUAAAAUUCCAAUCAGAUUCUAAUACGGCACCAAAUAAAGAUUCAAAAGAAGGAACCAUUAAGCGAAUAGCAUCGUUUUUGAAAAACGACAAAAAAUCCAAUUCCUCGGUAAACGCCAAGCAAUCCUUCAAAGCAAAACCAAUGAUAAAUCGAGAAAAAUUGAAAGAUAUAAAAAUAUCCUCUCCAAUUCCGAUAGUAGACAACGAGUUGCAGGUGCCAGAGCCUGAUCAAACUAAUCUUGUUCAACGAACGCAAAGUAUGCGGGAUCCAUCCUCUUUCGAUCGAAAGUCAAACGUACAAACGUUUGGAUCCAUGCGUCAGCCGGGCACUGUUAGGCCAAAAAGUGUAGUGGGACUGCGACCUAAAAGUCCGCCGCCUCGGCCGCCUGUGCCGACUACAUUGAAGCCAUCGGGAACUGUUAAAACCGAUUUAACGGGAACAAAUGCGAACUUUGUAAAAAAAGCAAUCGCUGAAAUAAAUGAUACGUCGUCCAGUGAAUCAGACAAUAUUUAUGCAGAUAUAGACGAAGUGAUAAAUAACAAGGAGGCACUUGCCUCCAAUCCCAAUGCGGGAAGUAAUGAUAGUAUGGGACUACUUAAUGAAAUCGUUAGUGAAAUUGAGAAGAAAAAUGGCCCAACUCUUUAUUCGAAUGCAAAUGUGCAAACAACAAGACCGGCGGGAGGUAUAUUACCAGAGACGGGUUCUUCAAAUAACAAUUCAGCAAAUAAUGUUAUCCAAAUAAAUGAGAACGUAAGAACGCCAGUAGCUCGCGUUGCUCCGAACAUACCUGAUUCUGUCGGGAAGUUGAAGCCCAAUUCAUUCAGUAGUUUUAAGGCUGAGCGGCCGCUGAACACACCCAGCAGUGGAAACGUUCCAAAAUCAAAAGAACCCUCCACAACCAGUGCAAAGUCGAAGCCUGAGUUGAGUUUAUCAGUCACUAAUAAACCUACAUCAACUCACGGAUCGCAACCAAACAGCAAACCCUCCACUAACACACAGUUAACAAAGUCCACACGAAAAUCGACUUCGUCCACUUCAAAGCCCCCGCAAAAACCGGAGUCGACCUCAACAGCAUCCGUUCCUGGCGGCAAGAAAAAUUUAGUUUCACAACGCGCAGAGUUGUGGGAGAAUAAUGCGAAACCUAAAUUAGGAAAUAAAAUUAGUAGUAGUAAUAGUAGUAAUAAUAAUAAAGUGUCUAGUGCCGGUAGGUCGUCACCUGCGGCUUCAGACUCCACUAGUGGUGCGAGUACUAAACCUGCCACAAUCAGCAAGAGGGUGAAAAGCUUCACGCCGUCAUCGACAUCAGCGUCAGGGCCGGCAAAAACAAAUACCUCCGUGAACAAACGAAAACUAAGUGAUUUGCAUUCGUCUGCCGAUAGGCAGCCGAAUGUUUCCUCAUCCGUGGUUAAUAGGUUCGAAACGAAGAACAAUAAGUUAGACAAUGCAACAACAAAUGUUCGCUUCGCAACAAGUAAUAGUAAUUCCUCGUCCAGUUCUAAACCAAAUAAUACCGCUUCUGCGUAAUGUCCUUUAGUUAAACGAAUUCUUAAAAGACUCUUGACUAUGUUUUAUUGUUAAAUUGUAUAUAUUCAUAUAUAUAGAAUAAAUGUAAAUUUAACACCUAUAUUUAUACAUAUAUCAUACACGCGCGAAUAAAUGAUUUUCCAAAACUAGCACAAUUUUAUGAGAUUAUUUCGAAAUGCUUAAACCUUUUGUUUUUGUAUGAUUUUUUUAAUAAAUUUGGAUAUUCUUA
Molecule: messenger RNA, 4885 nt
Organism: Hermetia illucens (black soldier fly)
Lineage: Eukaryota; Metazoa; Arthropoda; Insecta; Diptera; Stratiomyidae
Gene: Meltrin
Product: disintegrin and metalloproteinase domain-containing protein 9
Exons: 10
Coding region: 145-4656 (1503 amino acids)
Biological process (GO): membrane protein ectodomain proteolysis
Molecular function (GO): metalloendopeptidase activity
Source: RefSeq, a predicted model, not a curated record